GCGUAGUUUUGCUCUUGGACGAAGAGUGCGAUUUGGAAAGCGAUUCGAAGAUGUUUUUUGAUGGUAGAGAGUAUCGACCCCUGCCCCAUCCUCCUGGGGAGGGAUUGGAUGUGGAUGUGCGAAGAUUCGUCAGUCCACAAAAUUUGGAUUAUGUUAAGUUUCGAGGCAGAAAGUUGAAGAAAGGCCUCUCGAAGCAGUACGAACCCUCGACCGGUGCUUUCGAAGGUUUGGACGUUUUUGAAAAUAACAUCAAGCCUGCUUAUAGAAAAGCUGUGAUGAAGGUUCGACCAAUCUGUCAGACGGCCUGCCAACGUUUUAACAGUGAGAGAUUGGUCGAAGAUGUGGAGGAUGAAGGAGUGAACAAUAGAGAGAGCGUGAUUCCUCCACGAAGCACCAAAGAGAACGAAGACCCGGCAGAGCACGAAGAUUGCGUGCAAGAUAAUCCUGACCAUUCCAAGGAUAGAAAUACAUUGAAGAAAGUCGGGUCGUUCUUUAAGAGCAUGUGGAAACCCGUUAAGAGGUAAGAUUUUGUACGAUUUAGCCUCUGAAAUUGGCAAUAAAUCGAGUGUGGCGCUAAGCCCAAGUAUCGAUUACGCCAAAAAUUUUUAUAGCAUUAAGAUUUGAGUUGGAAAUGUUUGCGAAUCGCAU
Molecule: messenger RNA, 648 nt
Organism: Centruroides sculpturatus (bark scorpion)
Lineage: Eukaryota; Metazoa; Arthropoda; Arachnida; Scorpiones; Buthidae
Exons: 3
Coding region: 51-524 (157 amino acids)
Source: RefSeq, a predicted model, not a curated record